Messenger RNA from Cariama cristata (Red-legged seriema), 1482 nucleotides. RefSeq names its product adaptor-related protein complex 3, mu 2 subunit (gene AP3M2). The annotation marks the transcript as partial. Gene Ontology annotation, biological process: endocytosis; intracellular protein transport. Gene Ontology annotation, cellular component: clathrin adaptor complex; cytoplasmic vesicle. Lineage: Eukaryota; Metazoa; Chordata; Aves; Cariamiformes; Cariamidae. The record is from RefSeq and is a predicted model, not a curated record. The transcript has 8 exons.
ACACCGCACCACUACCUCCUCAGCGUCUACCGCCACAAGAUCUUCUUCGUGGCUGUUAUCCAGAGCGAGGUGCCGCCUCUCUUCGUCAUCGAAUUCCUGCACCGCGUCGUCGAUACCUUCCAGGAUUAUUUUGGUGUCUGUUCAGAGGUGAUGAUCAAGGACAAUGUUGUGGUUGUUUAUGAGGUGCUGGAGGAGAUGCUGGACAAUGGCUUUCCAUUGGCAACAGAGUCUAAUAUUCUUAAGGAACUGAUAAAACCUCCCACUAUCCUGCGAACAGUUGUCAACACCAUCACAGGAAGCACUAAUGUGGGUGACCAGCUUCCUACUGGACAGCUAUCAGUGGUGCCUUGGAGACGUACUGGUGUAAAAUAUACCAACAAUGAGGCAUAUUUUGAUGUGGUUGAGGAGAUAGAUGCAAUCAUUGACAAAUCAGGUUCCACGAUUACUGCUGAAAUCCAAGGGGUGAUUGAUGCUUGUGUCAAGCUGACUGGGAUGCCAGACCUUACCCUCUCCUUUAUGAACCCUCGAUUAUUGGAUGAUGUCAGCUUUCAUCCGUGUGUGCGUUUUAAGCGCUGGGAGUCAGAGAGAAUACUCUCCUUCAUUCCACCUGAUGGAAACUUUCGCCUGCUGUCUUACCAUGUCAGUGCUCAGAAUCUUGUGGCAAUUCCUGUCUACGUUAAACACAACAUCAGUUUCCGUGAUAGCAGCUCACUGGGGCGUUUUGAGAUCACAGUGGGGCCGAAGCAGACUAUGGGGAAGACUGUAGAGGGAGUGAUGGUCACUAGCCAGAUGCCAAAAGGUGUCUUAAAUAUGACCCUCACACCCUCUCAGGGAACACAUGUCUUCGAUCCGGUUACAAAGUUGCUGUCGUGGGAUGUGGGGAAAAUAAACCCCCAGAAGCUGCCAAGCCUGAAAGGAAGCAUGAGCCUGCAAGCUGGGACAUCAAAACCAGAUGAAAACCCCACCAUUAACCUGCAGUUUAAAAUUCAGCAGCUGGCUAUAUCUGGACUGAAGGUGAAUCGCUUGGACAUGUAUGGGGAGAAGUACAAGCCCUUCAAGGGGAUAAAAUACAUGACUAAGGCUGGCAAGUUCCAAGUCCGAACCUAGAGGAUCCUGAUAGUGAGGAAGAGCAUUUUCCUAUUUCUCCUGUCCCUGGCUGUUGGAUGCCCCAUCCAUCUGUUUAGGGUUGCUCCCUUGCCUGUAGUAGCAUGAGCAGGAGAGCCAGAGCUUAGGGUGCUGGGGAGCAGGGGAAAGUAAGAUUGACCUGAAACCAUCUCAUCCUUAGCUGAGUCUGAACAAUGGCAGAUAGGAGAGGUGUUCAGGUCUGUUGGGAUUAGUGAGUCAGCUAUGUAAGCUUGUAUCACUUUCAUUUUGCUGUCCUAAAGGAAAUUCUAGGGAUUUAUUGCCUUUUCUGACUCUUCUUCCUUAUAUUUUGGUUGGUUUUAAUCCCUUUGUAGAUGAUACAAAGUUGAAUUUCCACAA